Molecule: messenger RNA, 379 nt
Organism: Funneliformis caledonium
Lineage: Eukaryota; Fungi; Glomeromycota; Glomeromycetes; Glomerales; Glomeraceae
Source: the annotation of a GenBank genome assembly
AUGCCUUCUCCAGUGCCUUGCAGAAAAUUGGUCGAUUCUACUCCUGAUACCGAUCAAAUGUUCAUUAAUGAUAAUGAAACUGAGCAUCAUCGUGUGCAAGAUGACGAUAAUCAUGGUUCUUCACUGAUCGACACAGAAUUUUCUUCAUCACAAUCGUCCCAAAAACCAAUAAAAUCACAAGAAGAUAAUAAUCCUUACCUAAUGCAUAUAGGCGAAAGUGAUGCUAUGAUAGAAGGGGUAACUAAUGAAGAAUAUCAUAAAGAUCAUGAUGAUGACGGGUACGAAAAUAUGGCUUUUAAUGCCUUUUCAGUUCUAUCUGAUUCGACCACAGGUUCUGGUAUUGGUUCUUUCAUUUCUAAUUCUUCAACAGUUAUUUUAG